UAUCGACGAUGACGAGAUUCCCGGUCAGCUGUGUUUGACAGGUGAAACAGGCAACAUAACCUAUUCGAAUCGAGUUGAGAUAAUCUUUCACGUUUAUCAUGGUGAUAUACGGUGUGUAUAUUGUUUCCAAAUCCGGGGGAUUGAUAUUCAACCAUGACCACAACGUUCCCAAAGUAGAAACUGAAAGGACGUUUACAUAUCCGUUGGAUAUUCAGUUAAAUUAUGAAAACAAAAAGAUUGUUGUUGCCUUCGGUCAAAAAGAUGGUAUAAAAGUGGGUCACGUUUUGACUUCGGUGAAUAAAAAUCCAGUGAAUGGCCGGGAGCUGGAAGAUGGAAGAGAUGUUUUGGACAUGUUAUCCAAUGCCGAGAAUUUUCCUAUACUGCUAAAAUUUAGUAGAUCAAAAAUGACGACAAAUGAGAAAAUCUUCCUGGCCUCCAUGUUCUACCCUCUGUUUGCCAUCGCAAGUCAGCUCAGUCCGGAACCAAAGUGUUCUGGAAUAGAAGUCCUGGAAGCUGACACCUUCCGUUUAUACUGUUACCAAACGUUAACUGGAGUGAAAUUCAUGGUGGUAGCUGAACCCACCCAGGCUGGAAUGGACAUUUUGCUGAAACGAGUCUACGAACUUUAUGCCGAUUAUGCACUAAAGAAUCCUUUCUAUUCUUUAGAAAUGCCGAUAAGAUGCGAACUCUUUGAAACACAUCUUCAAACUCUGUUAGAGACGGUAGAAAAGUCGGGCAUAAGCAACGUGUAAAAUCAUUAUUCGAAAAAUUCCUUCAAGACUUUUCGAUUUGGAAAUCAGGUGCAGUAAACAUGAUUUGUUGAGCUAUAGUAUUCACGAAACUUCAGGUUAAUUUGGUAUAUAAAAUACACCAAAACAAAUGAGCCAAGAUCUGCCUUGGAAGUCAAGAAUUGAAUAUAACAAACGUUUGCUAUUCAUCCGACGUUAUUGUACAGUAAAAAAUAUUUAUAAUAAACUAUAUGUAUAAAUAAGAUAUACCAUAAUGUACAAAUGGAAUAAACCCUUACUUGUAAUAAAUUGACGUACAUUAAUAUGAUAACUUA
Molecule: messenger RNA, 1063 nt
Organism: Diprion similis
Lineage: Eukaryota; Metazoa; Arthropoda; Insecta; Hymenoptera; Diprionidae
Gene: Trs23
Product: trafficking protein particle complex subunit 4
Exons: 2
Coding region: 99-752 (217 amino acids)
Biological process (GO): endoplasmic reticulum to Golgi vesicle-mediated transport
Cellular component (GO): TRAPP complex
Source: RefSeq, a predicted model, not a curated record